AUGCAUAUAUGCUUAAAAGGUAAAUCAAGCCUCCAUGAUGGCUUCUCCCCUUGCUUCCCCUUGGCUUCCAGCAGCCCUUGCUCUCCCCAUGGCCUUCCCAAGAACGCGGCUAGAGCACAGGCUAAGGGAGCUUUUUAUAAUCAAUCCAUAAAGUUGGCUCAGGCAGACCCCUCCCCGCCGCCCCCGCCGCCCGCCCCCAAGACGGAGGAGCCCCCCGCUCCCACCAUGUCGUCGGAGCCCGGUGCCCCGCCGGCGGUGCCGCCCCUGCACUCGCCCAAGUCCCCGGUGUGGCCCACCUUCCCCUUCCAGCGCGAGGGCAGCCGCGUCUGGGAGCGGGGCAACCUCCUGCUGCGGGACCUGCCCAGCCCGCUGCCCACCAAGAGGACCAGGACCUACUCCGCGACGGCGCGUGCCUCCGCUGGGCCCAUCUUCAAGGGCGUCUGCAAGCAGUUCUCGCGCUCCCAGGGCCACGGGUUCAUCACCCCGGAGAAUGGCACAGAGGACAUUUUCGUCCACGUGUCUGACAUCGAGGGGGAGUACGUCCCGGUGGAGGGGGACGAGGUGACGUACAAGGUCUGCCCCAUCCCUCCCAAGAACCAGAAGUUCCAGGCGGUGGAGGUGGUGCUCACCAACCUGGCGCCCCACACGAAGCACGAGACGUGGUCCGGCCAGAUCAUCGGCUCCUAG
Cygnus atratus (black swan) is the source of this 687-nucleotide messenger RNA. RefSeq names its product cold shock domain containing C2 (gene CSDC2). Gene Ontology annotation, biological process: regulation of mRNA stability. Gene Ontology annotation, cellular component: cytoplasm. Gene Ontology annotation, molecular function: mRNA 3'-UTR binding. NCBI's taxonomy places the organism in Eukaryota, Metazoa, Chordata, Aves, Anseriformes, Anatidae. The record is from RefSeq and is a predicted model, not a curated record.